CAUCACGACCUCCACCUCUGGCUGUGUGCUCUGCAGAGACCUCGUUGGCUGACAGCAGUGUACGUCACAACCUCUAUCGGCUCCAGUAUACCCUCCUCAAGCCUCUGGCGGUCACACGGUCGUAAGUCUAAGUAGCAGCAACUGUUGCCCGGAUUAAACCAUUCAGCAUCCACAUCCCACAUAGUGUGACACAGCGGAGUGAGACGGCUCAUCGAGCGCAAAGCGUCAAGCGAGAGGAGAGGUGGAACACUUACGCACAGCCUUUUUAGUUUGGAUUGUUUUGGCGCGUCUUUAAAGUCAGCUUUGGAUGGUUUUGAACUGCAUUUUUUUCUGCAGUGUUUGCCUUUUGGAUUUAGAUUUUGUUUUUAUCCCAGCACUUAAAUGUCAACUCUAACUAUGACUUCCUUGCGUCUGAUCCUGUUGAUGCUGAGCUAUUUCCUGGGUGCUGCAUCGGUUAGGAACCUGAAAGGGGGCUCCUGGAGCGCACAGGACAGUGGCUUUGUCCAGUCCUCGUUGGACCCGUUCUCAGAUGACCUGGUCUCAAGGCAUAUGUCCAAACUGUACGAGAGGUACAACAGAGAAAAUCGCCUCAGAGAGGGAAACACUGUCAGGAGUUUCAGAGCCAGCCAAGACACUUCCAGUCACAGAAUGGUGUAUCGACUAAACCUUACCACCCUCCAGGAUUCAGAGGUCAUCCUCUCUGCCACAUUCCACUUUCUGCUUGAUCGGAGCCCUCAUCAAAAACCCUGGUUCUGUAAACGGUUCAAGAGCCCAUCCUGUCGUUUCUCCGCCAUGCUCCCUUCUCCGUCCAUCAGCCUACUGUUUCGCUCUGUCUCCUCCAAGUCAGAGGUCAGAUCUGGGUCAGCAGGGUCAUUUUUAGGCAAUGUGACCUUCCACCCCCACAGGAGAGGGGUGUGGCAGAUGAAAGAUGUGACCCAGCCCAUAAAAGAAGCACAGGACAGGGGUCAUCUCAAGGUAUCAGUGGAGAUGGACUUAGGUCAGCUGUACCAGAGGAAAGCAGAGGAGGCACUGCCCGCUGGCAGCCUGCCCUACCUGUUACUGUACGCUAAUGACCAAGCCCUGGCAGAGCCCAACAGUGUGGCUGCAAGCCUUCAGAGAUAUGACCCGUUCAACGAGAAAGGAGAGCCCUUGCAUUCCUCUCAGGCCACUCAGCUCCUGCACAAACCAAACUCUUCACCAGAAUCAAAAGAACGCAAGAAAAGAGAGGCAGCACUGCUCUCUAACUCCAUCCAGAACAAUGAGCUGCCUGAGGUCGAAUACAGUCCUGAUGUAUAUAGGAAGGAUGACCUCUGGGAGAGCUCAUGGUACCUGGCACUCAAACCCAAGCCUAAAUCAGGAAGUAAGGAAAAGAAGAGAAAGAGCCAGAAGAAAGAAGGAGUGGAGGAAAGAAGAGAAGCACAUGAUAGAGAAGAACCUCUGGAUCUCAACAGAGGAGAAAGAACCUCACAGGGCCUCAAACCUGAUGAUUCAUCUGUGAAACAACUCAAAGACAUUCGCAUGCUGACUCUCAGUGAUGCACGAAAGCAUGAUCGGAGAAAUGAGGGAAAGAAUGGAAAAAAGCACAAAGGCAACACUGACAACCAGUCACCUGUUCUGAGUUUUGAUGAACAAACAAUGCGUAAGGCCAGGAGGAGGCAAUGGGGCGACACCCAACAUAGAGGCUGCUCCAGGAGGAACCUCAGAGUGGAUUUUGCAGACAUUGGCUGGAGCGAGUGGGUCAUAGCACCCAAGGCCUUCGAUGCCUACUACUGUGUUGGCACAUGUGGAUUUCCCCUGCCCAAGAUGACAAGACCGUCUAACCACGCCACCAUCCAGAGCAUAGUCCGAGCCGUAGGGAUCAUCUCUGGGGUUCCUGAGCCCUGCUGUGUCCCAGAAACGAUGAGUCCUCUGGCUGUGCUCUACCAGGAUGAAUCCAGGAACCCAGUGCUCAAGGUUUACCCUAAUAUGUCAGUCCAGUCCUGCUCCUGCAGAUAGGAAGGGGAGGACAAAACAGGGUGGAUGUUGAGAAAAAUAGAAAACAGGACUAAUGGAGACAUAACCACACGUCUGUUUAAUAAGUGGUUUCUUGACGCUGCAAAACAAAGUCACUUUGGCUGUCGUUAUUCCUUGGGGAACACAGACUGUAGAGAAAUCACUUCCAUCUCUUCUGUCCUGCGGCAGCAGACCUGAAGAGACACACUGUCUGGCAUCUGACUUGGCAAGAGGAGCAGAGGCGCACAUGUAAAGUCAGGGCUCCACAUGUCUAAGGAGCCCAGUUGUUUUGAUUCUGUGGUUGAGAUUAUAUUGAGGAUUUCAUGAACGGGAGCAUAAAGGGAUGUUUUCCUGUUAUCUCAGAUUGUACGCCUACUGUUUCUUUCUUCCUCUUCUUCUUCUUUUUAUUUUUCAGACAGCUCACGAUGAGUUGUUUUUGGACACAAAAGAUACAAAUAAAAGACUAUCAAUGUGUCAUGGGGCAGCAACAUGCAAAGUAUAUGAAACACAUUUCUACAUUUUUGUGUACUUUGUACAGCUGUUUUUACUUCGAAGCUAAUCACAUGCCACAUUGUACAUACAUACAACAUUAAUGUGUUUGCAAGACAGGAAGGUUAUUGCACAUUCUUGCUCUGUGCAUCUAAAGAAGAAAGAAUCCAGUGAACUGUGGAGAGCAUCUGGAAUUUAUUUUCACCCACUACCCCUCAUAACACUUCAAGAAUGUCAUAACGAAACCAGAAAUAUUUUUCUAUUUUGAAUGUGAACCUUGGUUAAGAAUAAUUUGUCACGCUUACUAGUAUUGUUAUAUUGUAGACAAGGUGAUGUUUUGUACAUGUGUAUUGUUUAAAUUAUGAAAAGGUAGCCUUCUAUACGUUAGAAUAAAACCGUAAUUUAAUCCAGUCCUCUCAUUGGAAUAUUAUUGUUUCAUGCCAUUUGAGUUAGUCUUUGAUUCAUGGGGGAGCUUUUUGUGUGUUAAAAUAAACCUAAAAGGGCACCGCUGUUCCAAAAUAACUUUGUACAAAGGCAAGGAAGGUCCCACUCACAGAUGGUCAGCAUUCUCCUAAAAUCCUUUGAAUCUGUUAUUACCCUUCACCAAAGGCUCUGGUGUCUGUUGUCCAGCAAAUAAUGUGCUCAAUGAAGCUGCAGUGGAUUCAUGGUUGAUGGAGGAAGCAGACACACACCUACAGGACAUCAGCCACUUGAACUUAAAAACAUGGUGCACCUCUUUGUUUUUUGACCUGUCCCUAACAGAUUAUCUCAACCACUUUAACUCAACUGCUUGUCACUUUUAUGAGGAAGAAGCUGGUGACUCGUGUAAGUCUAAGAGUCUAAGCAGUGUGUCAAACUGACAGUGAAAUGAGAGAGGGAAGCUUUUGAUUAUUAACCCAUUACUGUGGUUGUUCUGCCUUGAGUGUGUUUGCAACAACAUCAUGAGU
Molecule: messenger RNA, 3428 nt
Organism: Monopterus albus (swamp eel)
Lineage: Eukaryota; Metazoa; Chordata; Actinopteri; Synbranchiformes; Synbranchidae
Gene: gdf10a
Product: growth differentiation factor 10a
Exons: 3
Coding region: 382-1995 (537 amino acids)
Biological process (GO): positive regulation of osteoblast differentiation
Cellular component (GO): extracellular region
Molecular function (GO): cytokine activity; growth factor activity
Source: RefSeq, a predicted model, not a curated record